Suricata suricatta (meerkat) is the source of this 1947-nucleotide messenger RNA. RefSeq lists its product as uncharacterized. The transcript has 6 exons. NCBI's taxonomy places the organism in Eukaryota, Metazoa, Chordata, Mammalia, Carnivora, Herpestidae. The record is from RefSeq and is a predicted model, not a curated record. Bases 1 to 1041 code for a protein of 346 amino acids.
AUGUCAUUCCACCAGCACCGGAGCCCCACUCCUGCCAGGGACAGGUUUCUGCUCCCGGCUGCUACCUCCCCUCCAGCGCUGAGGCCGAAAGGCGCCAGGUCAGCCCCGCCGCCGUCCCGUCCUGGCGCCAGCGGCUACCGACAGGGUGACGUCCGGCCGGCGCCGCAGCUCCACCGCAGCCCGGUGACACCACGCAAACCUCCGCCUGCUAAAGCCAAGCUACCGGCAUCCACGCGCCCGCUGCCCGCGGGGACGACGUGUGGGGGGACCGCGUGGAGAGGAGAGGAGUACUGCGGCACCAGCAGGGGCGAGAAAGCGUGUAGUGAUCCGGUUAACAGUGAAGAUGAAAAGAUGAUUUUGUACAAAAAAUACCUAAAAUUGGAGUCCUCCACCCAUGCUUGUAAAAUAAAGUUGCUCUCCUUUGGUGAAAAGCAGUGCGUGUUCAUCAGUAAAGUUGUGGUGCACCUGAGGCGGGUUUCAGCCAGUUCUUCAGCGAGCUCUCCUGCUCUGGGAUCAAGGAUAGACCUCCAGAGGGUUCAGACACUCAUGGAGUCCAUGGGGUCAAAGUUGUCGCCCGGGGCUCAGCAGCUGAUGGAUAUGGUCAGAUCUCAGCAGCAGACUGACCUCAACCGUGCAGUUUCUUCUCUGCUACCCAAGAAAGCAAGUGACGGCUGCGAUCUACCUAACUCUGAGUUGCUGCCUUUUCUGCAGAGUUUAUGUAGUCGAGUUAGCCGUCUCCGCGUGGCACGUAGCACUAACUGGCAGGAAGACAUCGCGAAGGCUGGCGGAGGCGUCCCCGGUGCUGCAAUGGAAGAGCAGCCUGUGUGCUCCUACUUGGAAAAGAUUCUCACUAAAAAUAUGGAACUGAUGGAAAGGAGGCUUGUGGACUACAUCGAUCAGCGGCUCCGGGGCCUGCAGGAGCACAUAGACGCCCAGAUCGCGUCGUUAGCGGGCGUGCUGCAGAGCCCCUUCUCCCCGGCCGCCGGGACGGCGCUCGGGCACGGGGACGCUGGAGAGGGACUGUCAAACGGAGAAAGAUAGGUGCUCAACGCGUACGACGUGCUGCGGAUAUUGAUUGCAAAAUAUUUAUUACAAAGCCCAGACCCCACAAGUUCAAAGCAAGUACUCACUGGCAUUUGAGGAUCGUCCUCCAUAGAGUGACCUCAGCGUUCCUUUUAACUGUAGCAGUUCCCGUAAACCCGGUCCUGGGCGCCGAGCUGUAACGGGAUGGGGUGAUAGAUUAUUUUUGUUUACAUUGUUCACUGUGACAGAAAUGUGUGUGUAUUUCUGGCUUAAGUGUUUAAAAACGUUAAAGAUUUUUAAUGCAAUCCUUGAGUCUGUGUCGUAUAAUGUUUUUGAUAGAAGUACUUUUUUUAUUUAUAAUAGGGCUUAUUUUAUGGUCUUGGAGUAUGAAAAAUAAGUCAGUAUUUGAAAAUUUUCCUUUUUCUAAUUGGUUUUUCAUGGAAAAUUAGAUACGUAAGACUUAAAGGCCUUUCAUUCAGAUCCCUAAUGGACAUCUGGAGUUGGCUACGCUCAGAUAACGGCUGAGAUGCAGUGUUUGGUGUGUGUGCGUGUACACGGGGCCGUUCCAUCCGGUCCGGUGCAGCAACGCCAUGCGUAGGGAGUAAACGUCAGGACUGGCCUGUUCCUUGCUGGGAUUAUUACUUUAGAUCAAUAAAGUGAGAGAAUUCAUCCUGUGGCAUCUCAGCAAACCCAGAAAGCGUCCGGAACCGUCCUUUCCUGAGCCGCCGCAGGCUCCUGCCCGAGGCCUUCUCUCGAGGGUUUCCAGCGGGUCUGCCGCGGAGGGAGAAGGCGUGCGAACCACGGAGACUGCGGCUGUCUGGCAGACGUAGUUUUCUGAAAUGGUAACUACCGUGUGUGUAUGUGUGUGUGUUAAAGAGUGAUCUGUUUGGUCUUAAAAAUAAAUGUUAUCUACUUUGGAAACUA